UCCCGGUUUGCUCCGUGUCCAACCUCGCUCGUCAGCGCGUCCAGCCGCCAUGUCCGGCCGCGGCAAACAGGGAGGCAAGGUCCGAGCCAAGGCCAAGUCGCGCUCGUCGCGGGCCGGGUUGCAGUUCCCCGUGGGCCGUGUCCAUCGGCUUCUCCGGAAAGGUAACUACGCGGAGCGGGUAGGCGCUGGAGCUCCCGUCUACAUGGCGGCCGUGCUGGAGUACCUGACGGCCGAGAUCCUGGAGCUGGCGGGCAACGCGGCCCGCGACAACAAGAAGACGCGCAUCAUCCCGCGCCACCUGCAGCUCGCCAUCCGCAACGACGAGGAGCUCAACAAGCUGCUGGGCAAGGUGACGAUCGCGCAGGGCGGCGUGCUGCCCAACAUCCAGGCCGUGCUGCUGCCCAAGAAGACUGAGAGCCAUAAAGCCAAGAGCAAGUAAAUUUGGCGAGCAAAGCCGCUCAGACUUUGCACGACAUAACAUUUUAAACAAAAGGCUCUUUUCAGAGCCACCCACGUACUCAGAAAAAGAGUUGUGUUGCUCUCUUUAGAAAGGUGCUCUGGUACUGAGUCUUUAUUAGUACAAAUUAACCUCAAACGAACUUGUGUUUCGGUUUUUUAAAACUUAGUUUAUACUGAAGACUUGAUACAUGUGCUGUCCAAACCAUGUUUCUAAAUCGAUGUUAAUAUUUUUGUAAUUGUUUCAUUUGCUCAUUGUUACAUUCAGUAAAGAACUUAAUUGUUCCGCU
Messenger RNA from Melospiza georgiana, 746 nucleotides. Its product is annotated as histone H2A.J. The record is from RefSeq and is a predicted model, not a curated record. Gene Ontology annotation, molecular function: protein heterodimerization activity; structural constituent of chromatin; DNA binding. NCBI's taxonomy places the organism in Eukaryota, Metazoa, Chordata, Aves, Passeriformes, Passerellidae. Gene Ontology annotation, cellular component: nucleosome. The transcript has a single exon. The coding region runs from base 50 to 439 and encodes 129 amino acids.